This is a messenger RNA of Volvox carteri f. nagariensis, 1158 nucleotides long. RefSeq names its product metalloproteinase, extracellular matrix glycoprotein VMP12 (gene vmp12). The transcript is spliced from 3 exons. Bases 1 to 1158 code for a protein of 385 amino acids. NCBI's taxonomy places the organism in Eukaryota, Viridiplantae, Chlorophyta, Chlorophyceae, Chlamydomonadales, Volvocaceae. The record is from RefSeq and is a predicted model, not a curated record.
AUGUUGCAGUCAUGUUACAUCGACAUCCUUGGCAUCUGCAAUCCCGUUCUGGGCUCCAGGACCACCAUAUUAUCUGUGAAACCCCUGCUCCUACCGGACACCAAGACGAUUCACCAGCGUCUGCUGGUGAUCCUUCUAGACUAUUCCGCCUGCAAGUUGCCAGCCACAAUGAACGAGACCACCGUUCGAACAAUCUUCCUGGGCCAUAAACGUGAUGGCAGCGGAGGCGUUGCCCAAAAGUACAUACAGUGUUCGCAUGGCAAAUUCAAUCUGAACACCACAGCCUUUAAGGUGAUCACCGUGAGGAGCAACUGCACGGAUGAUGCCGUUAAGAAGUGCGCCUACUGGCGAAUUGCAGAGGAUGGAGACAUCGUGUCAAAGAAAGUGCUUGGGGAAACGGGGUUUGCAGGCUUUACUCAUUACGUGUACAUCAUUCCCGGUGGCAUGUCGAACCGGUGUCCAUGGGCUGGGCUGGCGCACCUGCCCGGAGAGCAGAUCUGGCUGCAGAGCUCUACCUAUGGCGUGAACCGCUGGGCGACAAUCAUGCAGGAGGCCCUACACAACUACGGUCUCUGGCACUCUUGGCAGGGUGGCUAUGAGUAUGAGGAUUAUUCCACCUCUAUGGGCCGUGGGGAUGCCUGCCCCAACGCGGCCGAGCUAGCCUACCUGGGCUGGGCCACACCCGCACCAGGCGGUGAUCGUAUUGACUCAAAAACAUUGCGACCGGGCACCGGCCUUACUUUUAGUCUACCCGCCACCUACCUAUCCCCGGAAGGUAACUACCUCCGGGUCGUCCCCGACUGGUUGCCAUCGUACAAAAACAGCUCCCAAGCGAAGAACUUGUACAUCGCUGUGCGGGUUAACAAGAGUGGUGAUGGCUCACUGAUAUCUCUCUACUCUAACAAAUUGAAUCUCCACGAAGUCAACGCAACCAUGGACAAUGAUCCGGAUACUUACAUCUACAGUGACCGUAAGAUCACGUUUUUUAACGCCAUUACACCUCAAAAUCGGACGGACUUUGCCAUCUACAAGCUUAUUGUGUACGGUGGAUCCUGGGUCGGCAAGGAUAUCCUCAAGGUGCACCUCUGCCGCUACCAGAAUUCCCCAACAGAAUGCCCUACUUUGAGGGCACUUGAAAAAAGGAAGUUACUAGAGUAA